AUGAUGUUGGUUCAGUUUGCUAAUUUGGCUUCAGUCGGGUACUGCGUUUCACACGGUAUCUCUACCGGGCGACUAGGAGAUCCCGAAACGAAUUGCUCUUUGAACGCUUGCAGCAAUUCCAUGUUGAAAGAUGUUGAAAUAAUCCGCAUCUUUGAUUUCAACAAGAUGAAUGAAGUUGGAACCGGGUAUUAUGCGGUUGACAAAGAAAGGGAGACGAUUAUAUUGGUGUUUAGAGGAUCAUCUUCAAACCGCGACUGGGCAACGAACUUGAACUUUGCGCCUAUUGAAUAUACACCCAUUGUACACGACAAGGAAUUCACAGAUGCUCCGGUGUAUAACCAGCAAACAUGCGAAGGAUGCCAAGUUCAUCGUGGAUUUUAUCAGUUUUUAAAAGACAACUCUGGUGCAAUAAUCAGCGCGGGUGUCAAAAUGAAGCAGAGAUUUCCUGAGUACCAGUUUUUAAUAAUUGGCCAUUCAUUAGGAGCUGCAUUCACUGUGAUGUGUGGAGUAGAAUUUCUGCUCUUGGGUUAUGAUCCAUUAGUGGUAACGUUUGGCGGACCCCGCGUGGGCAAUCAAGAAUUUGUUGAUUAUGCAAAUAUGAUUUUCGAAACUGAAAAGGUUGCAACCGACAUCAACAUGAACCAUGAUUUUAAUUCGGGCUAUAUUAGAGUCGUUCACCGUCAUGACAUAAUCCCAUCAUUGCCACCAAUGUUUUCUCAUGCAGGCUUUGAGUAUUUUAUCGAUAAAAAAGAUUUGCCUCAUAAAGAGUGCAAUUUAAAUCGGCGUGGAAUGGAACAAUCUCAUUUAUUUUGGAAAAGGUCCUCGGGUCCCAGUCUUCGUCCCGGCUCAUUUUGGCCGGACAGAUUGGGGAAGUACGAACAUACACAUUACUUUAGGAGAAUCACCAGCUGCAGAAACUAA
Messenger RNA from Lodderomyces elongisporus, 921 nucleotides. Its product is annotated as putative lipase. Gene Ontology annotation, biological process: lipid metabolic process. Lineage: Eukaryota; Fungi; Ascomycota; Pichiomycetes; Serinales; Debaryomycetaceae. Bases 1 to 921 code for a protein of 306 amino acids. The transcript has 2 exons. The record is from RefSeq and is a predicted model, not a curated record.